Messenger RNA from Meira miltonrushii, 390 nucleotides. RefSeq lists its product as uncharacterized. NCBI's taxonomy places the organism in Eukaryota, Fungi, Basidiomycota, Exobasidiomycetes, Exobasidiales, Brachybasidiaceae. The record is from RefSeq and is a predicted model, not a curated record. The transcript is spliced from 3 exons. The coding region runs from base 1 to 390 and encodes 129 amino acids.
AUGCAAAUCAUACAAUCAAUCUCUAGACGCUUUCUGGCUUCCUCUGCUCGCUUUUCAGCCACAGCUCAGCCUUCACUAAGACAAUCUCCAGCUUUUAUGCUUCGAGGCUAUGCUAACAGACCAGUAAUAGAAAAUGAUGAUCCAACUCCUGACAAAAUGGAAGGCGGACCAGAUCGUGAAUCGAUUCCGGGUGAUGCAGGAGGAACAAAAUCCGUCUCGGAAAGUGAUGCUGCCUUUGAUCCCAAUACACCAAAACCACAAGAUAGUGCAGCAGACAUUGAAAAAGAGACGGAUAAGGAUAUGAGUAGAUCAGCUGCAAGUAAUAUGCCUUCAGACGCAUCAACAGGUCAAAAACAGAAAAAAGUUCCCGAAAACAAAGGCAGAAGUUGA